ACUGUUUUUUUCCAGGAAGCUGCCACACCAACAGAACGAUCUAUUUGUUUACUUAACAUUUUACACAACAAAAACAAUAACAAUAUGAAACGUCUGUACACGUGCGAAUGAUGAGCGAGGACAGUAGUGGAGAAAUGGAGGGUGAAACGAUGUCUUACGUUAUUGAAGAGGAAGACAUUUCGAAACUCCUAAAUCAUUUUGUCAAGACCAGCCAUAGAGUUAAAACAGCUGAUAUCAAGGUUUUAAUCUAAUACUAAUUUAAUUUAAUAUUUAUUUCUACUCAUUUUAACAAUUAACUCGCAACUUGAGAAUAACUUGGGAUGAAACUUAAAUAUUAACUAUUUAUUUAUAUUAUAAAUAUUUAAUUUAAACAUUAAUGUUUUUGCAAUAUAAAUAUGAUUUUGAAUAAAAUAAAAUGAUGAAUAAAUUUUGUAUGUGGGGUUUUGACAAGAGUUGUCACACCCAAAUGCCCGCUAACCUACCCAAAUGAAAACCCUGUCCAAUGGAUUCUCAGUUUUCAGCUUUAAAAAAAAUGAUAAGUUAAGGCAAUAUUUAUCUAACAUAAACAUAUUAAUAUUGUUUUUAAAUGAAUUUUUCAGGGAGAAACAAUAAUGGAAAGAUGCAUCCUGUUAUUUUCUAAAGACUACAAAUUCACGGUUAGUCUAACUUAAAACUAAAAUGUACUUAGGCCUAUAUUAAAAAUCAUUUACAGUGGCUAAAACACUCAGACUGACUCAGGUUGAGAGUGUAUAAUUAAUUCAAAUACUACAAAAACCUUGUUGCUUUCACUUUUGAUAUUUCUUAGUUGUCCUCAUAAUUCAUAUAAUAUGAAUAUUGACCUGAUUAAAAUUUGCUCUUGAAAUCUUUCAGUUUUGUUAUGAACUAAAGUUAAAUUUGGUAAAUCCUUCAGAAAUCAUUCAUUUAACAAGAAAAAUUAUAUUUUUUAACUAUUCUAUUAAUAAAAUAAUUUUAAUAUGUUUAUAUUUAGAUAGUGCCUAAUCUCAAUGGUGAGCUGUGUGGACACUACCCAAUGAAACUAGUGAUAAUAGAAUUUGAAAGGGACUCUCAGUCUAAUGCUGAAAAGUGAGUAUAUUUAAACAAUUAAGUAUAUUUCAUGAAAAGAUUUUAAAUAUGCAGAGUUAUUAAUACUUACAACCAUCUUAUCAUGUAUUGGGGUCCUAUAUAGCAGCAUUUCCCAAAUGCUAGGUCAUUACUCAGUAUUGCGCCCCGAAAGCAAAAAUACAAAGUGGGAAAAAAAAAAUUCUGGAAAAUUUAGCAAGUUUUUUUUUUUUGGUGGUUUUUAUUAUUUUUUUUACUAAAAUUGCAGUAACUAGCAUUUGAUCAAGACUUUUGAGGCACAUGAUAACGUAUUAAAUUGGAUUUAAGAAUAUAUCAUCUUUUUCUUUGGAUCUGAAGUUUAUAUUUUUUUUAAAAAUCAACGGCAUCACUCAUCAUUAAUAAAUUAUUGAACAGGUUUCUGUUUGAUUUCUUCAAAUUUUUUAGUAAAUGACUUUUAUUAAAAUAUAUAAAAACUGCAUUGACUUUCAAAUCUGUUUCAUGUUACCUAUAGGUCAAAAAAGCGUUUAAAGUUUUAGUGGGUCACAAAGGCGAUGUGUAUAAAAAAAAACAUACAAUUAAAAAAAAUGCUAUUCUUACUUUAAAUUUGCUAAGCCAUAAGACUGAAGAUACCAAUCUCAAGUAUAAUGCCAAAAAACUUACCAUAAAUAUCUGUUUCAGUGUUGAAAGCAAAUAUAGUUCACAACAAAUCAUACAGAAAAUGAAAAAUGCAAGGUGUGCACGGUGUCGGUCCCGGUUUGUUGUACCAGUAAUUUUUUUUCAAGGGAAAGUAAGAAAUUUCUUUAACCAUACCUGACAUUUUAAAUGAUCUGUAUUUUACAUGGUGCUAAAUUUAAUGAAAAAAAAAAAUUAAGAUAUAAAAUAUGGUUUAUGAUUACUAAAUUUAAAUCUGCUAUUGAUUUACUGAGCUGUUAUUGUUAAUUGUUUUAUUACUGAUUUUCAGCAUAUAUGCCGGUCAGCAACUUUGUCCGGAGCUGCAGAGAUGUUUGGAAGGUCCACCACAGAUUACCUUCUUUCGAGUAAGAUUUUUUUUGCUUUUUAUUAUGUAAACGUUUCUGUUUUUCUAAUUGACAUGGUUUAUAUUUUGAAAAAAAAAACGGCAAAUAUAAUUAAGAUUUUAAAAUGUCUUUUACCAUUCUAAUAAAUUUCGAGUAGGCCUAAUUAUUCCUUUAUGUCAUGACAGGUCAAAACUCUACUGGCGAGGAUGCUGGGUAGGUUUUGCUUUUUUAUUAUUAUAUUCUUUAAUUUCGUUUUCAAAUACAAUUAAUUCUACUCAUUUUUCCUUUAAGUGAGGAAAAUAAUAAUUAUAAAGGUAAUUAAGAGCAAAUUCUCUUGUUAAGGACUCACUGAUUUUGAAUCCUCUGACUCUGAGUAAAAAUAUUGGUACUUUUUUUUUUAUUUUUUAGGAGCUCACAUUGUUAUUUUUGUCUAAUAAAAUGUUAUUCUUCCAUUGGUCUUCUUAGCAUAAGACUGUUGUAGUAAAUGCUGCCCAAGGAAUGUAUAAAAAUUGAUUAGUCAGGUUCACUAUUCCAGCUUUCUUUUACUUGAGGCUUAAACCAAAACUCUAUCUGGUUAAAGCAUAAUGUUGAGCAGAGCUGGGUAGAUAGAUGAAGCUGUUAAGAAUCUAUGUUCAUUUUCCUGUGCAUUCAAGAUAUCGCGCCCUUCACUUUUUCAGGAGAUCUGAUAUGUUUGAUAAGUUUCGGGGUCACGACAUACAGCUGCUGAAGUUCUUUGAUGUUGGUUACAUCUGUGAUCUCAUGGUCGAGAAGAAGAAAACAAAAUUCGGAAUGCCGUAAGUCUUUGUCAUUCUGAAUGGAUGAAGGCACGAAAUGAUGUAAAACAUAAAUGAAGCUUAGUAUUAACUAAAUGUCCUUAACAUGUUUAAUUUUUCUGACAGUGUUUCUUCCUCUGAAAAAGUAGACAAGGAAAAUAGAUAUUCCGACUUCUCCAUCCUUGGGAUGCCAUAUCCUGGUAAUUUUGUCACUCAUAUUUUAUUUUACUAGAAUUUAAGGACAAAGUAGAUAAUUGAUGCUAGGAAUAUAGUUAUGUAAAUUUAAAUAAGCAAUAAUCCUCUUGAAUCUUUUAAAUGUAGCUUAUAAGUGAUGCUGCUACAUAUUUUUGGCAUUGCAUAUUUAUAGUUUCUGUAUAUUUUAUUUUCAGGGUGUGAAUUUUUUAAAGAUUGGAAAGAUAACUCUUACAUAGGAGAGACAAUAAUGUAUGACUGGGGUCAGGUAUAAUUUCAAAAGGCUAUAUAGUAAAAAUAUAGUAAAUUUAUGCAUUGCAUAUGUUAGUAGUAUCAUAGUUUUAAUCUCUAUAAUAUUGUAGAAUAUAUUCAUUCCCCUUCUAAUUUAAGAAUAUCUCUAACCUUCUGCAUGUAUUAGUUUCAUGUUUAUCUGUCCUUUAUUUUUACUUCAGGCUUUAAAUGACUCAUCCCUAGACCUGCCAUCUUCCCCUUUUGUUGAUGACCUUGGUAUUGCAUGGUCCAAAUACACAGUGAGUGAUUACAAACAUGUGCUGGUUCCUUUAUCGCCAGUUUACACACUGUUAGUUUCAUUAGUCAGUACACGCAAUUGACCAACUUAGCUCUUUCGCUUCUGAAUUUUUUUAUCGAAAAAAAUGUACAUUUUUUUUUCGAAUAGCAAAAAAGAGAGAGGGGUGUGGUUUAUUAAAUAAUAUUUACAAUUUUUUUUUUUUUGAUUUUAUAAGACUAAAUUUGGUAUCAAAUGAAAGAUAAUUGAAAGGACUAUAUUUUUGUAAACUUAUUUAUUCACUUUAAAUAAAAUAAGUAACAGAAAAGAUCCAUAAAAUGUGAAAACAUUAUAUGCUAAUCCAUUUUCCCCCAAACCCUAUGAAGUAGGCAUACAUCAUCUUCACUUUUAUAACUCAAAUCCUCUAAAACUACUUCUGUUGGAAUCAUGUGAUGGAUAUAAAUAUAAAUCAUCUUCCCUAUCAAAAGAAAUAGUAUAAAACAUUUCCAAAGCUUUUUGAGCUGUUAAUCGUCUAGGAAACUUACUCACCUUCUAGGGCCUAGAGUAGCCAUAGCAGCAGCAGAAAAAAUAGCGUAAAAAAAUCAUUAAAAUAAUUCUUCAAAUGACAACGAACACACCUUGGUUUUGCUUAUAAAAAAUGAAGUACCACUCUUCUAUUUAAAAGUCUUAUUUAAAAAUAGCUCUUAAAAAGUUUAACCGAGAAAUAACAAAGAAACAAACAUGAUUUUGAAACACCUCAGAGUGUGUUGGUCCAUGCUUUUGAGAACGGCGGAUGAACGCACACUGCGUGGCUCUGCAGCAAAAGAGUUAGCAGAAGCUGACACAAAAACAAAAAAACAAACUGUGCAUGUAUGAUCUCUUUCUAAGAUUUAAAAAAAUUUACAUUGACCCAAAAAUUGAAAGACGUUAUGGUGUACAAAAUGACAAAAUUACUGGCAAAAACAUAUUUAAUGAUAGUACACCUAUAAAAGAUAUGCAAUGAUCAGGCGGCAGAGAUGUGGAGCAGCCAAUUGUUUUAACAACUAAAUAAGUAAAAGGUAUUUAAAAAAUUUUUAAACUGAAAAAAAAAAAAAAAGAGUAGAAAAAAAAAGUAAUUCGAUUUUUAAAUAAUUAGAGGGCAUUUUAUUUGAAAAAAUUACUGGCAAAAACAUAUUUAAUGAUAGUACACCUAUAAAAGAUAUGCAAUGAUCAGGCGGCAGAGAUGUGGAGCAGCCAAUUGUUUUAACAACUAAAUAAGAAAAAGGUAUUUAAAAAAUUUUUAAACUGAAAAAAAAAAAAAAAGAGUAGAAAAAAAAAGUAAUUCGAUUUUUAAAUAAUUAGAGGGCAUUUUAUUUGAUUGUGUAAGUUAAUUUUUUUAGAAUUUCUUACAUUGUGUUAAUUUGCUAAAAACUGUUGACAGGAAUGGAGUCUAGUUGAACUGACCCAAAAUUAUUUGAAACUUCUUCUACAGUAUGUUAAAAAAGGUGAGAUAGACUUAGGAAUGUGUUAAAAUUAAAAAAAAAAAAUUAAUGUAUGAAAUGUUAUGAUGUUAUGCCUCAAACUUCUCACCAUUGUUUUCAUCUGGUUUCCAAGAUUCAGCUGGUUCAUUCUGGAUUCUAUGUAGGAAUCGCCCACUUUUUAAAAGAAUUCAGUGAUGUGGAAAUAUUGUAUUAAAACAAACGUUUGAUUAGGGAUUGAACAUUAUUUUAAUAAAUGAUUGACAGGGACUGCUGGGCUGCUGGUGCAUUGUAUAUCAGGCUGGGACAGAACACCCCUGUUCAUAUCUCUACUCAGACUGUCACUUUGGGCUGAUGGCGUCAUACACAAAUCCCUGACGCCCACAGAAAUGUUGUACUUAACCCUUGGCUACGACUGGUACCUCUUUGGGUAAGUUGUUCCUUUUAUAUAGAGUGGGCUUUGUGGCUAACGGUGUCUUACUUAUAGCAUGUCAGUUUCACAGUUUAAUAUGUGCAUGAAACCGCAUUAAAAAAUUCUUGGAAAUGUAAAAUAUGUCUUAAAACUUCUACCCCACAGACAUGAUCUGCCUGACAGACUGAGCAAUGAGCAAGAAGUGAGAAAUUGUUUUUUCAUAUAAUAGGCUAUUAGCAUCAUGUUUAAAUGAAAUCCCCAUUUUUAAUGCCAUUAUUUAUGUAAUAUUGCUUCGACCAAUGUACAAAAUAUAUAAUUUAGUGAGAAUGUAUUUCUCUUGUGGUCAAGCAAAAAAAUUUCAGGUAGUUUGAUUAAGAAUCAUUUUUGGAGUCAUUAAAAGCCAUGUGAAUAAAACCCACUCGAAUUUUUAUCACACUCACUCCCUUUUUGUCCCAGGUUUUAUAUUUCUGCUUCAAAGUGUUGAAAGAUAUUGCUUCUGAGGAGUUCUCUGUGUUACCACGGUAAGUCAUGGAAGAACACUAAAAAAAACCAUUCCUGUACACUCUCUAGUUUGUCACUAGUUCUGUUGUUACCAGUUAAGCCCAGUGGCUGCACAUCUAUCUUUAUGACCAGGAUUGCUGGGUUGGAAGAACAUGCCAGUCCACCCUUGUGAACUAUUAUUGUAGAGGAGAAAGACCUUUUUGUAAGAAACUUCAACCUCCUGAGGUGGAAGACUCCAGCAAAUCUGGCUGACAAAACAAAGAAAGUUAUCAUUUUUUUCACGAACAAUACCACCAUCACAGCAACUUGCUUUGAAUUUUUAGUCUGAUCUCGCCACAAAAUUGGUUUUGCUGGCAGACUAAGUUAAUGAAAUGUAAUGUAUAUUUCCUCAUGUAGGGUUUCCGUGAUUCAGCAAGCAAGAACAUCUUCCCCACAAGAUGCCUUUUUGAUACAUAAGAGAUCCCAACAUGAAAGAGUGGAUUCUGACUGUAGCUUUCCAGGCGUCUUGUUAGGUACAAUCAUUUAUUUAAGAUAAUGGUUAUAAAAAUACCAUUUUCCACAAGCCCAAUAUUUUGGUCCCAAAAUAUAUAUAUUUAUAAAUGAAUGGUUAUUUAAAAUUAACAAAACAGCCGGAGGUUAAAAAUAGAUAAUGAAUGUUUAAAUAAAAUUAAUGAACACUAAAAAAGAAAAGUAGUUUGAGUGUUGGAAUUAUUUUGCCAAUUGAUGGAUUUAAAAAAAAAAAGAUUUAUGGCAUUGGAAUUAUCGUUUUCUUCCUUUAAGGUUGUAUUAUUUCUUUAUGUGACUUCAUACUUUUAACUUACGAUUUUAUAUUUAAAAAAAUGCAUAUAUGGACUUGAAUCUUAUCUGUGUUGUGACAUGCUUUCCCCAGAGGAUGUGGCCAUGUGCCCCAGCAAAGGCAGCACCACAAGCCUAAACAGCGUCAGCAGCACAGACACAUCUGACCAGAUCAAUUUUACGCUGGGGAUCAAGGAGGAAGGGGAUGAUUUUGAGUCUAGUCAGGGAGAGGAUGACUUCCAGUGGAACAGGACGUCAACACUUACAAAGUGAAACAUUCAUUUAAAAAAAAAAAUGUUUGUGUGUGUGGGGGGGGGAGGGGGGUUUCUAUCUACAGCUGUUGGAUGACAUGAUCUACAUAAUAUUUGUUUUGAAAUGCAUUUAAAAGUUAUAAACAUAUAUUCAAGAAAAUUUUAAAAAGAAUGUUUCAAACAGGCUUUAUAAAAGAAAAUAAUAAUUUUAGAUCUAAUGCAUCAAUCGUUCAAUGUCAUAAAUCUGAAUUGAUAUUUGUAUGAACACCUGGUUUGAACUAAAACAAGAGAAAGUGUGAAUAGUCAGUAGUAAAAAUUGUCUGUUACUGACUUGUAUUGUGCUAGGAUUUUAUUAUAUUUAUCCAAGCAGCAUUCUAUUUACACAUUUCCACAUUUUUUUUAAAGUUAAAGAUUUUGUUACAUUCUGAGCUCAGAAAAAUGUUGUCAACCAUCAAUCCAAUUCAACAAAACAAUGACAAUGUUUAUUUUCCAUUCUCAGCUAUUUUUAGUUUGUUUCAUGAAAAAAAAUACUCAAUGAAAGUUAAUCAUUGAAAAAGUCAGAUUUAAACAACAAAAAAAAGCAACAAAAAAAUAAAUAAAUAAAUUUUGCCAAGGAAAACUGUGGUACUGCUAAUUUUUUAAAGUAUACUUACAAAUUUCUUCAUUUAAAUCAUAUUUAUAUCUGGCAGCUCGACACCCAGGCGUUCCAAGUCUCCAUCAAGUUCAGGGUCACCUCUUACACAACAUUCCUCCGGUAUACCCGUCAGUGCUGUGCAGAGACGUUUGUCUUCAGACAGCCAACAGCUCUCAAUCAAAUCAAACCAUUUUUUUGGAAGUCCCGCUCUCCGCUCCUCCAGCCCGGUUCAGGUGCCACAGAGGAUAGAGCACAUAAGUUCAGCUAACAGCAUUGGAAGGUAUGAAAAAUACAUUAGAAACGUUACAAAAAAAUUUUAUGAUUGGAUAUGAAAGUUAAUUCAAUGAUUAUCUUAAAUAUCAAACUUUUCAUUUUACCUGUUCAUAAGUUGUAGUUUUGGAUAAGUGUAAUACCUAUUUGAUAAAUAAAACCGCUCAAACUUAAUUCAUUAAAAUUCUUACAGAUAGAAUUUAGCUAUAACGUCUCCAUAAAAAAGUAACAAGUUUUUGACUUGCUAAUUUCCAACUAUUCUUUAGAAGCCAAAUCAAUGUAAAAAAAAAAAGUGUGAAUAAUUAUAAAAAAGAGAGGUCAUUGAAAAAAUAAAUUAGGGACCAUUCAUAAGUAAAACAUACCUCCAGAUGGAGGAGGUCAGGUAGAAUUUAAAGAUCACUCUAGUUUGUGAGUUCUGGUGAUAAGGUUUAUUUUUGUGUGCUUUAGUUGAGAUAUAGAAAAUGAGUAUCCCUUUUAUUUUGAUAUUUGUUAACUGUUGGAGCCAAUGUGUUCUAGGAUUGAUUAUAAAUUUGUUGACAUGUAGGCUUUGAUUUUCAUAGGAAAAUCCACAUUUUUUUGUUACCAUAUUUUAAUAAAGAGAAUAGGUUUCAAUAAGUUGAAACUUGACUUAUUUUUUGGCUUUAAAAAAAAUGUAAUAAAAUGUAUAUCUUAAGAUUAAAAUUUCAGUUACCUUACAGGUGCUGUUAACCACCUAAUGUUAAAGUCAGAGAUUUUACUAGAAAAAACUAGUCAGCUUGUUCUUAAGAUUUCUAUCAUUUCGUUCACAUGUUAUUCAAGAAUCUGUUUUCUUUUUUUCCUCUCCCAAACUUAAAUUUUUACGUCCGUUUGAUUUGGUCUGAUCCCCUGCAGCUGGCAGAUCAUAUCCAGCAGCGACAACCUGAGAGGACUUGUCAGCGAUUCCAGCCACUCUCGCAGUAACAGCAGCACCGACAGGGCAAGUCACAUAAGCUCGUAAGUGUGCCGGGAAAUGGUCUACUGAGGGAUGAAAGGGGGAUAUAUUUAUGUUGCAUUAGUUUAUGCUGUCAUGGCAACCAUACAUUUUUUGAAUUUUUAAAAUUGGAAAAACACAAUUUACUUAGAAAUGGGCCUCUAACAUUUUGGCCAAUUUUAUUUCAAGUCACAUUUAGACUAUAAGAGUUGGUAAAGGAGAUUUUAAAAUAAAGAAAAAUUUGAACCAUGGAUUCUCAAAACACAAUUCACUUAGAAAUGGGCCUCUAACAUUUUGGCCAAUUUUAUUUCAAGCCACAUUUAGACUAUAAAGAGUUGGUAAAGGAGAUUUUAAAAUAAAGAAAAAUUUGAAGACCAACAAGGAAUUUUUUUCCAACCACAAAUAUUAUAAUGUAUGGCAUCAAAAUAAAACUACUGUCAUCAUUGACUUAAAGCAUGGGUUCUCAAACACAAUCGCGCCCCUCCCCCCCCCCCCCCCACUCCCCUUUUCCAUGGAGUUGCCCAAGGUUUUUUGGGAAGUAGCUGGUUGAAACAGUAACCCAAAAAAUUUAUUGAUUUUAAAGAAAUUUGCAUAUUUAAAUGGUGUCAUAAAUUUUGAUUAGUAUCAUAUAUCUCCUAUCUGGUGCUAUAUAUCACUAUUAGAAUGGAUUUGUACUGCUUGAGAAUAACUUAUGGUUGGCAUUAACUAAAAUAAAAACCCAACACUGAAUUUUGAAGCUUGUCAACGAGUUAAAUUAUCAGUCCUUUUUUUAAAACAUUUUUUAACACUAUUAAAAUCCCUUUUUAAAUGUAUUAGAGUCAUAACUAACCUUGCUACAUCAAAAAAAAAACUAGGUCACGACUUCAAAAAGGUUUUGAGUCCAUAUUUAGGUAGGAAGUUUUAAUUAAAUUCACUUUAAUGUUUUAAUGCAUUGCAUAUGUCUUCAAGAAAUAACUUCAAAGUCUGAUUUUUAAAAAAAAUUUUACAAAAAAAUAUUAAGCUGUCUUACUGUCUGUGUUAAAGAGAAGUUCAUAUUUGUCUUUCAACUUUUUCAUUAGAUGCCACGAAGCUUUUGAUAUCAAUGUUUCCACCAUGAGAUGGCGGCGACUGGAUGCUGUCAGCCAACUCUUUCACUCCGCCUACGCCUCAUCUGUUCAGUCACAGAUGAUCCGACAUUCCUCGGGCAAUGGGAUCAGCUCUUUCUUUGAUCGUCUCGCUGAGCAGGGGGGCCUUAAGGGGUCCCGCCCCCACGGGGCUACGGGCGGCACAAGGACAGGGGUUUAGCAUUUGUCACUGCCCCCCCCCCCCCCAAUGCAAACUCCUGAUGUAUAAAAGUGCAUUAAUGGAUGAUCAAAUAGAAUAAAAUAAUUUGAGAUGGUUUAUUUUGUUUCAUGUAACACCUUGAGGUAUUAUUUUUUUUAAUAUUUUUUUUUUGCUGGUACUUUUUACAUAGAAUAGAAUAUUUCAAUAUUACUUUUUCUUUUUAAAUUUUUUAAAGAGUUGAGUUGAUUUUAACCUUUUAAAAAAAAAAAAAUUCAAUUUUAAAAUUAUCAAAUACAGUUAAAACUUUAAAUAUCAUUUAAUUUGUUUUUAUGUAUAUAUGUAAAUGGUAGUGUGGUUUAAGACCUUAGGAAAUAUAAAUAAAUACUGAGGAAGCGGUAGAACAAUUUAACUCAUAGCAAUGAUCAUAAUUAAUCAAAUUUUAUGACCAAAGUAAAAUGAAAGAAUGCAAGGCACAGUGGGAUGCGGGAAGAAGUGAUAUCAAUGAGACAAGCAACAUGGAAAUGAAGGCAGUCUUGUCAAUGCUCUUGACUUGUGAAAGAUUCAUAGGUUCCAGGUGUAGAUUAUUUUAAAAGUCUCAUAACAGAAGGCAUCAAUUUACGAGCCUUUGAAAUGAAAGCUUUGGCCUUAAGAGUGCAGUUGGAGCUAUCAGUCCUGCUGUUAAUAUUGUACAUAGCACUUUCCCCACUAGUCUGGAGUAAAAAAAGCCUCACAGCACAAUCAUUGCCUUAUAGAAGUUAAGAGUUUAAAAAAAAAAGUGUCACUACUCUAAGAUGCUGUCAGUUUUACAUGUCAUGUCUUUUCAUGCUAUUUUAUUUGUGCAUGGAUUUUGUCCAUAACAAAUAAGUGAAAGGGUGCACACACUCACUUUUUUUUUCACAGGACUAGACCUAUGUAAGUAUGUAAUAAUGAUCUUUAUCCCACUGGACCAGACCUAUAAGUAUGUAAUAAUAAUAUUUAUCCUACAGUACUAGACCUAUAAGUAUAAGUCUGUAAUAAUGAUAGUCAAAAUAUUGUCCAUUUUAAAACGUAUUAUUUCAUGUCUGGGGGAGAUGUGACUUCACUGUUUUUCCACUGGACUAAACCUAUUAGUAUGUAAUUAUGUUAUUCAAAAUAUUGUCCAUUUUAAAACUUAUUAUAUCAUGUCUGGGGGAGACAUGUCUUGACAACUUGAUUUAAAAAAAAAAUAUUCUUCUAUUUUGAGCUGGACAAUUUUUUGGUAAGGGUGGAAAAUGAUAGAAAGUCUCAAUAGAAGUCUGUUGUAACUAGACCUCAAGGGAAAGUCUGUUGUAACUAGACCUCAAGAGAAAGUCUGUUAUUUCAUGUUGUCUUAUCAGGUUUAAGUUUCUGAAGAAGAUCAUUCUGAAGUUGUAGCGAUUUUAUUAUUCCAUAUGUGGCGUCUCAGUGAUUAAGGUAGUGAGGAAUGUUCCAUUUGUUUAAUUCUUGUAUUUUUUAAACCCCUUUUGAAUGGCAUAUUGCAUAUUUGUUGAUCUGUUUGACAGUUGAUAAUUUAUAGUUUUAUAAUACCUCAGAGUCAUUUUGAUUGGCUAGUCACAAUAAACAGAUAUAACCAAUCAGAAGGUGAGAGGUAGUCACAUUCUCAAUGGGAGAUUGAGGCAUUGUUAGCGCAACCAAGUCCUCAAUUUAAUUUUUUUCAAGCUUCUGUACCAAACACAUGUUCAUAUGUCAGAAUAUUUAUUUAUUUAGGCAUUUUUAUAUAGCGCUUACCUUAAAGCUCUAAGCGCUUUACAAUUUUUAAAAAACAUGUAAACUAAGUAAAAUAAAAAUGAAAAACCAGAGACACUAGGAUAGUAACUACUAUACUAUAGAAACAAUUAAAAUGGCUAUAAAACGAGUACACUUUGGCACGUUUUUGCCUAUACUACAGGAUCAACCCCGAGACAGAAAAUGAGGCAUGGCAAGGAGGGUGCAUCACAGGUCAUAGUUAAGUUGUUGUUUUUUUUAAUUUAGUAAAAUAGUUUUAUUUCUCAUGUAAUAGAAUUUUGUAGAAACUGAAUGAUGUAAAUUGCAAAAUAAUUAAAUACUUUAAAAAUUAUUUGAUGCUUUUCAAUAAGCUGGGUGCUCCUUUACCCUGGCCGUGUCAACUUUUAAGCGAGGACAUAGAACUCAGAUGCUAAAAACACAUUGGCCCUCCUCAAGGUUGUUUUAUCAACACAUUCUUAAUGUUCCUUAAAUUAAGUGCGCUUGGGUAUUCAAAGAAAUGGCUUAGCUUCGUGCCCUGCUAGUUCUGUUUUUGACCCCAUUAGAUGACUUUGACCUGUUUCACGUAUACAGAUGUGUAAUACUCAGACCAGCCCUUUACCUAUAUUCAGUCUGUGUGCAAUUUUAUUUUGUUUAAAUGAUGUGUUAUGCUAACUUCAGAAUGUUAUAACUUCAUAAUGUUGAACUUCAGAAUUUUAACCGCGAUUCAUUUAUUCUGAGGUCAUCUGAUGUGCUUGAAUGUUUGAUAUCUGCCCACCUGUUUUUGUUUAACGAAUAAUUUACUAUUCUGUGCAUGCGCCUAGUGAGUAACAUUUCCGUUGAUAGUCUGUAGAUGCCAGGGGGCGAUGCAAAUAUGUGCGUGUUGAUUGUCUGCGAAGCAAUCAUAACAAUGCCAUGCUCAUUUUCUUUUGUUGGGAUAGCUCACAGUACCCAGAGCAGUUCAGAUUUGUUUGAGUCUGGAGCAAUAAUAAUUGUGAGGAUAGGUGACAGUGAUAGUUUAAAUUCUUUAUCAAUGUUUAAAUCGGUAAACCACUCAAAAUGAAUGUUCUCAGCCUGUUUUAACCUAUGAUUUUAACGCUGUAACAAGGACAAUUUUAACACAUGAUUGUUUUUUUCUUUUAUUGACUUUCUGAGUUUUAAUUUGCACAAGUUCAUCAUAUGAAUUUUAAUUAACUGUAACUAUGAUUUCGUGUCUUAACGCCGAUAUGGGAGAAAUUCUUGUAAUGCCUUUAUAAUCACAGGCCGCUCUGAUGAUCUGUCCAAAAAGUGGAGUUUUCUCUUCUCUGUAAAGCAUUGACGCUAUUUCAAGGCAUUGAAUCCGUUUCAAGGCAUUGAAUCCAUUUCAAGGCAUUACAUCUGUUUCAAGCCGUUGAAUCUGUUUCGAGGCAUUGAAUCUGCUUCAGUCUGUUUCUCACCUGUUCCAUUCUGGUUUCAUUUUGAAACAUUGGUGUGUUUUUUUUCUUCAAAUAAUAUUCCAAAACGAAAGUGAGAGAAGCAAAGAUGACUAUUAAGGGCUAUCAUUAUGCACUUGCAUGGACCCAUAAUCUAAUAACAAUGUUUUUUGUAAUGACAUGAUAUAGAUUUGGCUAGAACUAUGUACACACAACUUACAGGAAAAAAUUUUUUUUAUUGCUCUUUGCUCCUCUUCAUCUAAAUUAGCAUUUAAAAAAAAAAAGAAUUCCUCUUUCUGAUCUACGUUUCACAAACCAGAAAUUGUAUAACUUAUACAAGCAUAAUUUUGGUUUUCCUUAAAAUUUAACUUUAAUCUGAAUAAACUUAAAAGUAAAGGAAAACUAAAAUAUACAUUUUUAACGUUUCUGAUAUCGUUUUUCUUUUCGUCGAAAACUCAGUUUUCUAAUAUUUUCAAAUAAUUUCCCCCACUGUCAGUCUUCAUACAAAAAGAGCAUUGUCUUUGACUAGUUACCUCUGUAAGGAUGAAGCUCAUGGUAUUUUGAAAAGGAAAAACUGUGAUAUUAUUUCAUGUAAAUGACUAUCCCUUGUACCAAAUGUUUUGGAAAUUAAAUAUUGAUCUUAAA
This is a messenger RNA of Lymnaea stagnalis (great pond snail), 13853 nucleotides long. The record is from the annotation of a GenBank genome assembly. Lineage: Eukaryota; Metazoa; Mollusca; Gastropoda; Lymnaeidae.